Messenger RNA from Drosophila virilis, 1016 nucleotides. Its product is annotated as hydroxysteroid dehydrogenase-like protein 2. NCBI's taxonomy places the organism in Eukaryota, Metazoa, Arthropoda, Insecta, Diptera, Drosophilidae. The record is from RefSeq and is a predicted model, not a curated record. Gene Ontology annotation, cellular component: mitochondrion.
AAAAGGGCAUAUUAUUGCCAACAAGAUUUGGUCACGCUGGACAUCAGCGCUCUUUAGAUUAGCAGAAUUUGCCAGCAAUAACAAUGAGAAACACUGGAAAAUUACAGGGUAAAACGCUGUUCAUUACGGGCGCAUCUCGUGGCAUUGGCAAGGCGAUUGCUUUGAAAGCAGCGCGCGAUGGCGCAAAUAUUGUUAUUGCCGCCAAAACAGCUGAGCCACAUCCAAAAUUACCUGGCACUAUCUACACGGCCGCAGAGGAAAUCGAAAGGGCAGGUGGCAAAGCUUUGCCCUGUAUUGUUGACGUCCGCGACGAGAAACAGGUCCAACAGGCUGUGGAAGCAGCUGUUGCCAAAUUCGGAGGCAUAGAUAUUGUGAUAAACAAUGCGAGCGCCAUUUCCAUUACUCCAACGCUGGAGACGGACAUGAAGCGUUAUGAUCUGAUGCAAAACAUAAACACAAGGGGCACGUUCCUCGUUUCGAAAACUUGUUUACCUUAUCUGCUGAAAAGCGAUAAUCCGCACAUCCUGAAUUUAUCGCCCCCACUGAACAUGAAGCCCCAUUGGUUCUCUAAUCACACCGCCUACACCAUUGCCAAAUAUGGCAUGUCUAUGUGUGUGCUGGGCAUGUCCGAGGAGUUCCGGGAUCGGGGCGUGGCCGUCAACGCUCUGUGGCCACGGACAACUGUUAAUACGGCGGCUGUGGAAAUGUUGCAGGGCUCGGAGGGUGCGUUGUAUGCUCGCAAGCCGGAGGUUAUGGCAGAUGCAGCAUAUGCCAUAGUUUGUCGCGACGCCAAGGAAUACACGGGCAAUUUCUUUAUUGACGAUGAGGUUUUAUUGGAUGUGGGUGUUAAAGAUUUUAGCAAGUAUGCGUGCCACCCCGAAAACAUGCACAAAUUGCAAUUGGAUGUCUUUUUAGACGAUGAAGGUCCAUUUGCAAAGUUGUGAUUGUAAAUGGUUACCGUAAUACUGUUAUGUUGAGCGAAAUGCCUAAUAAUUAAAAAAUCAGUGAACAUUUAA